AUGUUGAGGCAUACACCAAAUCACUUGUAUGAUCAUCCCUCAGUGGCCAUCGGUGAUAUUCAUCCGUCAGACGGACGCAAUUAUCAUCCCUUUAGUGAGCAUUUUCAUGGUACUUUAGGAGGUCAUAACGAAUUUGUUAAGAGUCCAAGAGAAGAACAAAGUGGAGACUUUGGAAAAGUACCAAAUGUUUUCACUGCACAGACCUAUUCCUUGCCACACUCACUCUCUUACAGUGGGUGCUCACAGUCCUCCUUCCUACAGGAAACAUCAUACAGCUCUCCAUGUGGUCCAGUCAUGGAAAUUUCUCGACCAUCAGCAGCAGCUUCUUUCUUUGCUAGGGCUACUCAACGGCUGAAUUUAACAACUAAGAAGAAAAGGAGAUACUACAGCGAUCAUGAAUCUGAAACAUCAGUGUUUCAGACAAACUUCACCGAAGUAAUUCGAUCAUGUCCUCCACCUGCACCUCCUGGUUUACUACGUGUAACAAGUCGGAGAGACGGAAUGGGUCUUGGCAAGGUGAAAGUCAUGCUCCGAGUGAGUCCAGUUCUCUCGAAUGCCAAAGACAGUAGUCAGACAUCCUUUUUGUCUGUCGACGUUAAGAAAAAACACAUAUCACUUUGUGAUCCUUCUACAAGUGAGAUGACAAGUCAUCUAGACCGCAAACUAGGAGUGGCAGCACCAAAGAUGUUUGCUUUUGAUGCUGUUUUUCCUCAGGAAACCACACAAACUGAAGUUAUAACAACGUCUCUGACCGAAGUUAUUCAAUCUGUCGUAAACGGAGUGGAUGGUUGUCUUUUCGUAUACGGACAUACAAAGCUAGGUAAAACUUACACUAUGAUUGGACAAAGCUCGCCGAUUCAAGAACUUGGAGUUAUGCCGUGUGCUAUUGCCUGGCUUUUUAAACUUAUCACAGAACAGAAAGAGAAGACAGGGGCGCGGUUUUCUGUAAGAGCUUCUGCAAUCGAGCUUACAGGAAGAAACGAAAAGUUGAAAGAUUUACUUUGUGAUUUUGCUGUCGGGACCGAUAUUCCUGCAAAUUCACCUAGCCUUCUUCUUCAGAGUGACUCUAUCUACGGAACACACUUGUCAAACCAGAGUGAGAUCCGUGCCCCCACAGCGGAAAAAGCUGCCUUUCUUCUUGAUGCAGCACUUGCUGCUAGAUCUAAAAUUGAAAACGAAGACGAGAAACGCAAUUCCCAUUUUUUAUUUACUCUUCAUGUUUACCAGUAUCGAUUUGAGAAAGGAAAUCGAAACGGCGUUGCUGGAGGUCGGAGUCGUUUAAGUCUCAUUGAUCUCGGUUCUUGUGAGAAAGUAGCCAAACCACGAGAUGGGGAUGGAAGUCACAGUCUCUCGAUGUCAGCUUUAGGAAACGUCAUAAUAGCCCUAUUCAAUGGACAGAAACAUGUGCCUUACAAAGAAAGUAAAUUAACCCAGCUUCUUCGGGAGGUUCUAGGCAGUUUAACUUACCGAGCAGUUAUGAUAGCUCACGUUUCUUCAGAUCCUGAGUUCUAUUCUGAAACGUUGUCAACGAUUCAAUUAGCAUCCAGGAUUCAUCGCCUGCGGAGAAAAAAAUUGAGAUUUCCAGGUGCGAAAUCCAGUGAAAGUUCUGGCGAUGACCGAGGAGUGUGUCGUCCUUUCCUGAAAGUUCAUGCAAUCGGUGAAGACGUUAGUAAAUCUGGCAGUAGUGAUCCUGAUUACACUUCCAGCAGUGAGCAGUCCUGCGAUACAGUGAUUUUUGUUGGAGAACGAGGAGCUGCUAUGAGCAAUAAUCAUUUUACUUCUCAUUUGUUGGGACGGCCAGCUAAGAAAACCACACAGAGUCAACAACCAUUUUAUUCAAAACAUUUAAAAAGUGCCUUGCCUUCUGUGACUCAUUCGACCUUUAAAAACGCCCUGAUAAAUUACGAAGCAGGUGAAAGAAACGUUCGAGGUGUUGAAAGACCCAGAUUAAGUGUGAGUAAACCCAACGCCAUUGCAGUAGAAACAAAAACUCAUCAAACAGGAAAUCGAUUGAAUGGAAGACUGCAGACAGCUAAUUCAUCAUCCAUUAAUGAUCAGAUAGUAUCUUUAUCAGAACAUGGUGGAUUAUCUUAUCCAACACCAGACUCUCAGGUUUACAGAAAGUGUACAUUCAAACAUAAAUCACAGUCCAUAAAACAAGAAGGAAAACCUGCUAACACAUGUUGCUAUGGUGCUUAUUCCAAAAUACAUAGUAACCGAGAACUUAACGUACAUAGCGAUGAACUCUGGAUUGAUGGACCACGGUUUUCCAAAUCAAAAUUUGACAAUCGGUCGAUACAAAGUCUUCAUAAAGAGCAGUGGGUUGAUGGACCAGGGUUAGAGUUUAAUGGACACAUGGAUGAACACAAAAAACAUUUUAUUUCUAAAUGGGUAGAGGAACACUCACGACAUGUUCAACAAAAUCUAAAAAAUUCAAAGAACGAAGUAUGGAUAGAUUUCCCGCUGACAAAGAGUGCUGAUUUCAAUGUGGACAAUGUGCCUAAGAAAGAAGAGUUCGUUACAGAAAACCAAAAUCAACCAUACUCUCAGAACAGCCAAAACACCAGUGAAAUGGAAACUGUGGAAAACGAGUUUCAGUUAAUUCAAACAUUUUCAACAGAACAGAAUAAAAAAGACCCAAGUUAUUUUAUGGAAACAGUCAAAUCUUCACAUAUUUGUUCUCAUCGAUGUAACGAGACUUUUGUUCCUUGUAAAGAGGAAAGUGCUGUGAAAAUAAGACAAUAUCAAAACUUAGCAGACACUGACUAUCAGAGUCCAACCUACAAAGUUCAACAUUGCAUUGAAUGUAACGACACGUUUUCUUUUGUUGAUACCGCAAAAUCUAGUGAAAAGUUAAAAAAUAAAUACGAUAUUGAGGUCUCAAACAACAGCGACGAGGAGACACGUGUAGAAGAAGAAGAAGAUGGACCUGUGCAAAUGCAAGAUUCUUGUAUCCAAGUAACUGAAGAAGAUAUUAUUGUUGCUAUGUUGAAAGACGACUCUACAUCUGAUAAAACACUAUCCCAAACAAGUAAAGCCUGUUGUGGAAAUAACAGUCACCAUCCUCUCAGAGUUCUCAGCAAAGAUAGCUUGACUUUAGAUUCGUCAUUCACGGACCCACAAAGAUCUGGUAAAGAUCAAGAAUUUUCAACACUCAGCGGUGGACAGGAUGAUUUUCUUGAUGAAAAUGGUAAGAAGUAUUUAAUGGAAGAAACGAUUUUAGGGACAAGGUGUUUAAGUUGUAGAAACAUGUGUGAUGUAAGAGAUCAGAAGUUGAAAGAAAAACAAGCCAGUGGCGAUGAGCAUUUAGAAACUAUUUCUCUUCCUGGUAAAAUAUUUCAAUUAACAUAUAAUGACAUAACCGCCAAAGAUCCUGAAGUUUCAAGCACGCUAAGCGAGCCUGGGGACGUCACAUACCUGAGAUUGCAAUUUGAAAAUAAACUCGCAACGCUCUUGUGGAAACCUAUUCAUAAGCCAAAACCAGUGUUGGUUGUUCCACCAAUAUUGCGAAAAACAAAACAAAAGUCUGUUUCUCUCAGCGGAAUUGAAGAUUUAGAAAUUCAACAGUUUAAAGACUGUAAGACUCAAUAUCCACUUCGUGCCUUGUCUCAGGAAGUGAAUAAGGAGAUUUUAACUUAUCAAGACAGUGAAGAAAAGGCGAUAUAUUCUAAACCUGGAGAAACACUAAAACCUUUGUUCAAAGAGCAAGAAAUGUCGAAUACCCAUAAUCCAGAAGGAAUGAAAUAUCACUCGUUUAGUGAAAUACUUGAAAAAUCGAAAAUUGCAGAAACAAGAUCAGCCACAUGUGAAUUCACAAAAGAUAUAACUAAAAACACUAUUUCAACUUGGACCAAUUCACGCUCGUGUUUGAUUAAAAAUGAAAAAGAUUUACGGAUAAAACCAUUAGUUUUCCCAAACCUUGGAUCUUGCGAAAAUUAUUUUCAUCAAAGUAAUCUAAAAUUCACAAACCCUCAAGAUUUUAUUAACUCACGUGCCAAUGACUUUAAAGAGAAGAAGUCAGGUUUCCUCUCUUCUUCUGAUGACUUACAAAACCCUCCGAUUGAAUCAUUCCAGUUCAGUAAUAAAAUAAAACUCAUUAACAAUAGCAUGCGCUCUCAGAGGCAAGAUAAACGAAUCAAAUCGCCUUUUCUUUCUUAUCUUUCUCGUGAAAGUGGGAUACCUUUGUGUCUUCGAGAAGAUAAUUCAACGCGGAGAUUAUCAGGGUCUGUGCAUUGUGGUUCAACCAACUUUCUUCACAGUUAUCCAUCUGGCUCACCGUUCAUGUCUCCUUAUGCUAAGGUCACUCAAGCCCGCUCUAUGAAGUCUAGUAGUGGUCGUGGAAGUGACAGCAGUGUUGUUAGUGGUGAGCCCAGGGAAGGGUCAAAGUUACUACCGUGUGGUAAAUUGCUUCAGUUCUCUGGGACAAGUAGCGGAUACGAAAGUAUGAUGCGAGACAGUGAAGAAACACCCGUGUCGUCUAGUCAGGAGUCUGGAAACGAAUGCGACUCCGUUGAGCAACAAAGGAAACGAGGAGCACGACGUAAACACCUAGAUAAAGAAUUAGGUUCUGAACAACAAACUAAGUCUUCCACAUUCCAACAUCUUACUACCACAGCAAAUCUCACGUGCCAAGGCUCACUUCAUGGACUAACUAAAGAAACUAUGACGUCACGUCAUCGCCAGAGUAAUGAGUGGCACGAUGAGGAUGUUUGCUGUACAGGACUUUUGUGUUGUGGUGUUAGUUUCCGAAAGAUUACCUCUGAUUUAUCCUAUGUAUAA
Limulus polyphemus (Atlantic horseshoe crab) is the source of this 4779-nucleotide messenger RNA. RefSeq lists its product as uncharacterized. Gene Ontology annotation, molecular function: ATP binding; microtubule binding; microtubule motor activity. Gene Ontology annotation, biological process: microtubule-based movement. The transcript has 12 exons. The record is from RefSeq and is a predicted model, not a curated record. The coding region runs from base 1 to 4779 and encodes 1592 amino acids. Lineage: Eukaryota; Metazoa; Arthropoda; Merostomata; Xiphosura; Limulidae.